UGGCUAGAUUGGCAUCAUUGUUAUCGCGACGGAGCGACCCAUCUCUAAGAAGGGUACAACAAGGCAAACGAAAAAGAAAACGCAACAAACUGGAAGCCCUAAGAUCUGAAGGAAAUAAAUGGACACAGAAGAAGUAAAGCGGGGUCGCGGACGCGGACGCGGCACCAGAGCUCGCGGACGUGGUCGAGGCAGAGGUCGCGGACGUGGCAAGAAGAUUGAUGACAACAGUAUGGCAGGGUCGGGCUCGGCUACCGGCUCCGCGUCAGCCCUGGCCACCAGCAUUGCAGACAUACAAGAGCCACCAAUGGAUGCUGUGAUGCUAGAUUUGGACAAAGAUGCCGGCGAUAUGGAGGUGGUCAACUCCCCACCACCAACGGCCGCAGGAGCAAUGAGCGAGGACAUGGCACCUCCGGAGCCCCAGCAGAUGUUACCGCCUGUACACAGCAAGACAAUUGACAUGGAAGCAGACAUAUCGCAGCUGGAAGCGCCCACCUUCACCACAUUGUCGCGUGGGCCACCAGAGCCAAUGCUGCGCUUAAAGUGGAACCACAAGGUGAGCCUGAUCGGCGAAAAGGUGCUCAAUCCGAUGAUCCACUGCUGCGAUCAGUGCGACAAGCCGAUCCUCGUCUACGGCCGGAUGAUACCCUGCAAGCAUGUCUUCUGCCUUAAGUGCGCCCGCGCCGAUCCCAUAAAAAACUGUCCCCGGUGCACCGACAAGGUGCUGCGCGUGGAACAAAGUGGCCUGGGCACCGUGUUUAUGUGCACGCAUGGUGGCAGUCGCUACGGCAGCUCCGGUUGCCGACGGACGUACUUGUCGCAACGGGACCUGCAGGCACAUAUUAAUCACAGGCAUGUAGCGCCUCAGCUAUCGCUUCAGCCGCUGCCCCAGCUGGGGGCUCCCAUGGCGGAACCCAAGCUGACGGAUCUGGGCGGCGUGGGCCUGGAGUUGCACAAGCAGCGCAAGCUCUCCGAGUCGUCUGUCCCCACAUCAGCCUCCGUUUCCCGCCCCCUGUUACGCCCACUCCCCGUCCUCGGAGGCAUCGGUACUAUACCACCGCCAGGAUCCGUCGCCGCCCCAAAUGCCAUCCAUGGGCACUCUACGCUAACUCUGGCGAAUCUGGCAAGGAUCAACAAUGCCAACGCCGUUGACUGCCAUCAGGGAAAGGCCUCGUUACACCAGAGCCUAAAGAAGGGUCCGCCCCACCAAUCCGAGUCUGUGGCGGAUGCCUCGUACUACAGCAGCGUUCUUGCCUCAUUUGGGAGUGGUUCGGGGGGUCAGCCAGCUGCUGCAAGUUCAAACAAUAUCGUUCCUGGCGCUGGCGGAUCAAGUGCGGUCCAAGGUGGUGGCUCUGCUGAGAUGGCAGUGGGCGGCUUAGGUGGAAACUGGCAGAAAUCGCAAUACUACAGAUGAGGGACAGAUUUACGACCCAAGUCCAGGGGCAGGAGAUUUUAACGCAGGCACGGCUUUUAGUUAAGUAAAUUACAUAUGUACAUGUACUUUAAGAGGAAAAUAAAAUGUAUUUAAUGGGGAUAUAAGAUGCCCAACAUAA
Drosophila kikkawai is the source of this 1550-nucleotide messenger RNA. It is a transcript of the gene Hakai, whose product is annotated as E3 ubiquitin-protein ligase Hakai. NCBI's taxonomy places the organism in Eukaryota, Metazoa, Arthropoda, Insecta, Diptera, Drosophilidae. Gene Ontology annotation, biological process: protein ubiquitination; regulation of cell adhesion. Gene Ontology annotation, molecular function: ubiquitin protein ligase activity. The record is from RefSeq and is a predicted model, not a curated record.